UUCCUCUAUUUUAUUUAACUUUUAUGUGUUAAAUAAGUAAUAGGCCACUUUUAUACUGGUAUCCCUUUUAAAAAAUUGCCCAGCCUCUUACCUGUCGAAUUCCGGAGAGAUCGCGCCGCCGCUCUCUAAAUUCGCCGCCGCCUCCGACUGCUACGGAAGGAGCAGAUCUAGGAUCGAGGCGCUGAACAAAUUAAUUCAUCCUUUGCGCUUUCAAGAUUUUUCAAUUUUCAAUAAGAGUACCUUACUUAAAAGGCCCACUUGCUACAAGAAUGGAAUCCUAUAUAUUUAAGCAGCCAACUUGCUAUUUUUUCUCAAGCAAAAGAUGAUCCAAUGAGCGUGUCUAAAACAAGCAAAGAAUGAAAUUUCCCAAGCGGUACUUGAUUGUUAUUCUGACAUUCUUCUGUACAAAUGUUUGCUACGUUGAGCGCAUGGGCUUUUCAAUUGCUUACACUGUUGCUGCCGAUUCCAUUGGUAUCAAUCAAUCUAGCAAGGGUAUGAUACUCUCAACCUUCUACUACGGUUAUGUUAUUUCACAAAUCCCUGGUGGAUGGGCUGCGCAGAGUCUAGGUGGUCGGCGUAUCCUGCUUUUAUCAUUUCUGUUAUGGUCGUCUACAUGUGCCUUAGUUCCAUUGGACCCAAACCGAAUCAACAUAUUAGUCGUCGCUCGCCUUCUUGUUGGCAUUGCUCAAGGCUUCAUUUUCCCUUCCAUUCACACAGUUCUUGCACAAUGGGUGCCACCGCACGAGCGAUCCCGGUCCGUUUCUCUGACUACUUCAGGAAUGUAUCUAGGUGCUGCUGCUGGCAUGCUUUUACUCCCAGGUUUAGUAAAACACCAAGGUCCCCAAUCUGUAUUUCUCGUUGAAGCGGCUUUAGGCAUCACUUGGUCUAUCCUCUGGUUCAAAUUCGCCAGCGAUCCGCCGCAUUCCGACCACCUCAAGCCGACGGGGCUACCGUUAACAAAGUCCAAAGAUAAGGGGAGCUUGUUAAAUCCAUCUAAGGUCCCAUGGAAAAAAAUGAUCUUUAGCAUGCCAGUGUGGGCAAUUGUAGUGAACAACUUCACUUUUCAUUACGCAUUAUAUGUUUUGAUGAACUGGCUACCAACCUACUUCGAACUUGGCCUUCAACUAAGCCUUCAGGAAAUGGGAUCAUCAAAGAUGCUGCCUUAUCUCAACAUGUUCUUAUUUUCCAACAUAGGUGGAGUCAUAGCUGAUCGUCUUAUAACUAGAAGGAUCUUAUCUGUCGCAUGGACUCGCAAAUUCCUGAACACUAUUGGCUUUCUUAUCUCUGCACUUGCUUUAUUGAUUCUACCUCUGUUCAAAACUUCUGCUGGUACUGUGCUUUGUUCUUCGAUUUCAUUGGGUUUUUUGGCCUUAGGGAGAGCAGGAUUUGCUGUAAAUCAUUUGGAUAUAGCUCCAAGACAUGCGGGGAUUGUAAUGGGAGUUUCGAAUACUGCUGGAACUUUAGCUGGUAUAAUAGGAGUUGGACUUACAGGAAGAAUAUUGGAGAUUGCUAAGGCUACUGAUGUUGAUCUUUCUAGUCCGAAGAGCUGGAAGCCUGUGUUUUUUGUUCCAGGUUAUCUUUGCAUUUUUAGUUCUUUGAUUUUUUUGAUAUUUUCAGGAGGAGAGAGAAUCUUGGAGUAAAGAGACCGUCUUGAUGAAGAUUGCAGGUAUGUUAAAAUGAACUCUGAGUGGUGAGACUAUUUUGAAACUGCUAUCUGAAGGAGAUGACACUUCGUUGCUGAAUAUAGUUACAGUAAUCUCAUUCCAAUUUGUUUAUUUCAAAUUAUUAUCAUUGAUUUUUUGCAAUUUGUUUACAGAUUUCGUAUGUAGAAAGUUGUUUUUUUAGUAUAUUUUUAGUGAUGUAUAUUAAGAAAACCUCUUGAAGUCUAAUAAUGAUGUUUAUUCACUA
Dendrobium catenatum is the source of this 1908-nucleotide messenger RNA. RefSeq names its product probable anion transporter 6. Bases 357 to 1640 code for a protein of 427 amino acids. Lineage: Eukaryota; Viridiplantae; Streptophyta; Magnoliopsida; Asparagales; Orchidaceae. Gene Ontology annotation, molecular function: transmembrane transporter activity. The transcript has 2 exons. Gene Ontology annotation, biological process: transmembrane transport. The record is from RefSeq and is a predicted model, not a curated record.